AUGUCUAAUAAUCAGAAGUAUGGUGUCCGUUUGCUCCAAAGAACCUUGGAUCUGCAGAGAUUUCCUAUGGGAAGUGCACCAUUGUGUAUACCUGUCAAUACUGGUCCUCCUAUUGUUCAUAGACCUACUCAAGUUGCUUUUGUGGGAACCCCAUCAGGAAUAAGUGACGUGCCAAAUAAGGUAACAUCACCUUUCCCAGGAAAGCAGGUGAGGAAGGCAAAUGCAGUCAUGCCUGAAGAGACUGCAUCAAGUGUCUAUUCUGAUGGUAGGCAUGCUCCAAAGAAUGAACACUUGAGGAUUUCUGGACCUUUGGGGCAGUGUGAUGAAUCUGAUUGCAAUGAUUGCCCUCCUGCCUCUAAGAACAAAAUGCAUUUCCAUAGAAGUUCAGCUCCUUUCGGUAAUGAGGGUGGUGGGUGGAAGAAGAAGAUUGGGUCUUCCCUUCCAAACAUUCCAAUUAUAAACCCACAUGCUAAGGCUGUUCGUCGAUGGAACCAGUUUUUUGUGAUAUCAUGCUUGAUUGCCAUUUUCAUUGAUCCUCUGUUUUUCUUCCUAGCUUCCAUGGACAAGGAUAACAAAUGCAUAAUGUUCAGUCGGCAUUCGACAGCAUUAACUGUGGCAAGAAGUGUGACAGAUGCAGUUUAUCUUCUUCACUUGCUUCUUCAGUUUAGGAUGGCCUAUGUGGAUCCGGAGUCAAGAAUAGUGGGGACAGGAGACUUAGUUGAUGAGCCUAAGAAAAUUUCUAUGCACUAUCUUCGUGGUGCUUUCAUAGUCGACUUAUCUGUUAUGCUUCCACUUACUCAGGUGAUGAUAUGUCUAGUUAUCCCUAAGUCCAUUGGGGUAUCUGGUGCAAACUAUGCGAAGAAUCUGUUACGUGCCACAAUUCCUGUUCAGUAUGCCCUACGCAUCUUCAAAUUUGUGCAAUUACUUGGUGGGCAAUCUGCUAAUGGAUUCAUUUUUGAAUCAGCAUGGGCUAAUUUUGUGAUCAAUCUUUUGGUAUUUGUUUUGGCUGGGCAUGUGGUUGGUUCACUUUGGUACCUCUUUGGGCUACAGAGUGUUAAUCAAUGUCUAUGGAAUUCUUGUUCUGCGCUUAAUAUAACAUCAUGUGCUCAGUUUAUAGACUGUGGGUAUGGCAUUGGUGGGCAGGACAGAGUAAAGAGGCAGCCAUGGUUAAACGACUCGAUGUCGCGAACCUGUUUUGAUACUGCAAAUGGUUUUUUCAAAUAUGGAAUCUAUGAACAAUCUGUGUUGCUAACCACAGAACUUGCUGUUAACCGCUAUGUAUAUUCGUUAUUUUGGGGGUUCCAGCAAAUAAGUACUUUGGCGGGUAAUCUGGUCCCAACCUAUAAUGUAUGGGAAGUUCUAUUCACAAAGGGUAUCAUUGCCUUGGGGCUAUUGCUUUUUGCGUUACUUAUCGGUAACAUGCAGAUUUUUCUGCAAUCACUUGGAAAAAGGAGACUGGAAAUGCAACUGAGGAGGCAUGAUGUUGAACAAUGGAUGAGCCACAGGCAACUCCCAGAAGAUUUGAGAAGGAGGGUUAGACAUGCAGAAAGGUUUAGUUGGGUGGCUAUGCGAGGUGUGAACGAAGAAGAGCUUUUGAGCAGCUUACCAGAAGAUAUUCAGAUAGAUAUACGCCACCACUUUCAUAGAUUUCUUAACAAGAUUCAGUUAUUCGCUUUGAAGGAUUCUGGACUUUACGAGGCUGUCUGUGACAAGUUGAAGCAUAAGUUAUAUGUUAGGGGAAGUGACAUUCUUUCUCAGGAUCAGCUUGUUGAAAAAAUCAUCUUUGUAGUGCGCGGUAGAGUCGAAAGCAUCAAUGUAGAUGGAAGCAAAUCUCCAUUACAUGAAGGAGCUGUGUGUGGGGAAGAGCUGCUUACGUGGUGGUUGGAGCAGCAAGCUUCAGAUGGGGAGAGGAUGAAGGUGCACUGGAAGGCAAUACGUACCAUCAGAUGCGUAACAAAUGUAGAAGCUUUUGUGCUGCAGUCCACUGAUUUGGAAAAAGUGACUCUAGAGUUCUCAACACUAUUGCAAAAUCCUAGUGUUAUUGCAGCAAUCAGGUACGAAUCACUGUCCUGGAGGACCGCUGCGGCAAUCCAUAUCCAGGACACGUGGAGGCACCAUCAAAGGCGAAAGAAGGCAGCUGCACUGUUGCAAGAUGUUGAAGAUCUUUUUGCUUCCCCAUCUCUCCUUACAGAGGUUUUGCUGCUAUGCUGGGAAGUUUCACAAGGAAAAGAGAAUCAAAUGUAUCUGCAAUCCAAGAUCCACAUGUAA
Messenger RNA from Triticum turgidum subsp. durum (durum wheat), 2268 nucleotides. The record is from the annotation of a GenBank genome assembly. Lineage: Eukaryota; Viridiplantae; Streptophyta; Magnoliopsida; Poales; Poaceae.